AUGCAGGACAUCCGCUUGUCGACCCUCUUUCUAGCUGCUUUCGCUCUUUUCGCGCCUUUGGCUAAUGCCUUUUGGCGUCUUCCGUGCCGCGGGCGAGCAGGCGUUGCUCGUCUGGACCCUAUCAUUGACCCGGGAAAGAUCUCAUCCCAUGUUCACGCCGUUCAUGGUGCUGGAAGUUUUGGUAUGAACUCGGACCAGAAAUUGCUGCUGGACUCCACCUGCACGUCGUGUGCCGUUACCCAGGACAGGUCGGCGUACUGGCAUCCAGCUCUCUACUUCAUGCACAAGAAUGGCAGUGCACAGCUCGUCGAUGAGGUCGGUGGCAUGCUUGCCUACUACUUCCUCAACGGAGAGAACAUCAAAGCCUUCCCGAAAAACUUCCGCAUGCUGGCCGGUGAUCCCUUCCAGCGCAACUUCACCUGGCCUGUCCCCGACCCGCCCAAAUCCGAGUGGUCUGGUGACCAAGUAUCGCAGCGUGCUCUCCGCCAGAAGGCGCUGGGAUUCAACUGCAUGAACUACCAGAAAGAAGGAGAGCGCUCCCUUUCCCGCCACUUUCUACCCAACAAAACCUACCUCGACGAGAAUUGUCCCGAAGGCGUUCGCUUCGAGCUGAUGUUCCCGUCGUGCUGGAAUGGCAAGGACCAUGAUUCUCAUGACCACAAGUCCCAUGUCGCCUAUCCCUCGCAAGUCAUGACGGGGACGUGCCCUGAGGGCUUUGAGACAAGGCUCGUCUCGCUCUUUUACGAGACUAUCUGGGACACCUAUGCAUUCAAGGACCAGGAGGGCUACUUUGCUCUCGCCAACGGCGACCCGACCGGCUUCGGGUACCACGGCGACUUUAUGCAGGGCUGGGAUGACGGCGUGCUGCAGCAGGCCGUUGACACUUGCACCAAUCUGUCGGGCGAGGUUACCGACUGCAAGAUCUUCGACCUCCAGUCUGACUCUAAGCAGCAGCAGUGCCAGUUCGACAUCCCGGAGCAGAUCCUCCAUGAAGAUAUCCACAUGCACCCCGACGGAUUGCCCGGUGGCAUGCACAUCAACUGGGGUCCGGGAUACGCCCUGCCAGCCGGCGGCAUGAGCAUGCCGCAGCCAACUCCCACCUCCACUAGUACCGGAUUGAUUCCCGGCCUCCCUACCUUGUCUUUGCCGGGUAUCUCGAUCGACCCGAACAAUAUGCUCGGCGACAUCAAUGGUGCCAACGCCGCCCAAGCCCCGACUACCACCUCUACCUCGACCCCAACGCCAAACCCCGCCACUUCGUUCAUCCUGGACCCCAUCACCCAGGAGACUAUUUACUUGGAACGGGAGAUUGCCGUGUUAGUCGACACCAAGGGUGUCCCAUUCUCCACCAGCACUGGUAGUCUCCGCACGCUGUCCACGUCUGUGGCGACCAGCACGGAGACUGUGUCAACUGUCGUCCAGCGCGACACUAUCCCCACGGAGGGUGUUUCGCCGGACCAGGCAGCUGAUCAUGCACGCCAACACGCCCACAACCACCGUCGUCGCUACGGCCACGCGCACUAG
Molecule: messenger RNA, 1524 nt
Organism: Penicillium alfredii
Lineage: Eukaryota; Fungi; Ascomycota; Eurotiomycetes; Eurotiales; Aspergillaceae
Product: DUF1996 domain-containing protein
Exons: 3
Coding region: 1-1524 (507 amino acids)
Source: RefSeq, a predicted model, not a curated record